AUGCCACGCUCAGUCUGCAUUAUCGGCGCCGGCCCCUCUGGCCUCGUAGCGGCAAAAACCCUCGCCAACCACCGCCACCCUCCCACCCUCGAGGGAUCCCCCGUCUACACCGUAACCGUCUAUGACGCCAACGCCGCCAUCGGCGGUCUCUGGCCCCUCGAUGCAACGGACGACUCGCGGCCCAUUCACCCCUUGAUGACGACGAACCUGAGCAGGCACACUGUUCAGUUUAGCGAUCUUGCCUGGGAGGGACUGGAAGAAGGAGCGGAAGGCCGGAAGAUGAGUGCGGUGCCUGAGUUUCCGAGGGCUUGGAUGGUGGGGAGAUAUUUGGCCCGGUAUGCGAAGGCGUAUCUGGAAGGGAGUGCGAAUGUGGAGAUGAAGCUUGGGACGAGGGUUUCGGGGGUGUGGAGGAAGGGCAAUGGUUGGGUCGUUGAGGCUGAUGGGGAGGAGAGGGAGUUUGAUGCUGUGGUUGUCUCAUCGGGGUAUUUCGGGAAAGAGAGGAUCCCUGAAUGGCUUGGCCCAGACAGGGCGGGUGGUGAGACCGAGCGGAAGGUUCCCGUCGUGCAUAGCACUGCGUAUCGCGAUUUGAAGCGGUUGUUGACGAGGACGGAUGGGACGACUGCUGCGGGGGGCAAGAUUCUCGUUGUUGGUGGGCAGAUGUCUGGCGUGGAGGUUGCGGCGACCAUUGCGACGCAGUUGUCCUCGGCCGUGAAUUCUCCUCUCGAGAGUCCGAUUCCUAACCCCGACAAGUACUCAGUGCACCAUCUCGCAGAUAGGCCUGUUUGGGUUCUGCCUCUAUUCACUACUCCUACACCAGCAAAUGCUGCGCCCUUCUUCUUGCCUUCGGAUCUCAACUCUUUCAACAUCGCAGGAAGACCCCACCCCCUGAAAAAUACCCGCGGCGGCAUCAUCUGCGAGGAAGCAGCCCGAACCGCCCACGAAAACCUCCGCCGUUCGCUCGGAACAAACCAAUCCGAGUUCCACCCCCUCGCCGUCGUCGAGGAUACCUCGUCCCCAGCCUUCGUCGCCAUAUCUCAGCUCUACCUUCCCCUCCUCCGCGCCAAACUCCUCGACCUGCACCGCGGUCAGCUCACCGGUCUAUCCGGCACCACGGCCGAAACUACCUCAGGGCCCAUCGAGGACGUCGCAGCCGUUGUGCUGGCGACGGGCUUCGAUCCCUCGCCGUCGCUGAGCUUCCUCUCGGAGGACGUUUUGAAGGCGAUUAACCACACGCCAGAGUACCCUGAUCUUACUCCUGCGCUGGCUUUCCACAGCACGCAUCAUCCUUCCGUUCCCGGUCUAGGUUUCGUGGGCUUCUACCGCGGACCGUACUGGGGCGUUGCCGAGAUGCAGUCUCGAUUCCUGGCCGAGCUAUGGACGCCGGAAAACAUCGCCCCGCAAUCCGAGGCCAUGAAGAAGGCUCUCGAAGCAGACCGCUCGAUAGAAAACGUUCUCGCUAUGAGAGGCAACAAGCAGACGGCGCAAUUCCCCAUGGGCGACUACCCCUUCCUCAUGCAGGAAUUCUCCACCGCGCUCAACCUCCCCAUCUCACCCUCCGUGGCUCCCCAACUCUUCAUCCCCGACUCCCCUCUAUCUCUCGACCCACUAACCCCGGCUCGCUACACCUCCCCCUCCGCCAACGCAAACACCUUCUCCAAGUCCCAAACCGCCAAAUCCCUCGCCCAAGUACACUCGUCUGCCAACUCGGCCCUCACAUCAACAAAAUUCAUCGCCGCCUCCAUCUUCAGAAAUCUCCUCGGCACAUGGCACCUCGAGCGCGAAAUCAACAGCAAACUCCCCUCCCACCCCAGCGGCACCUUCACCGGUACGGCGCGCUUCCUCGUGCGACAAAAGACCCUAGAUGGCUUCGACGGCCCCUCUUCCGAAUCCACCAACCCUGCUGUUAUUUCCGAAGACGGGGGGUUAGAGUAUCUCUACAUCGAGGAGGGGACAUUCAACUCUACCCUCGGGUUCUCGUUCUCCGCUACGAGGAGGUACGUUUAUAGAUAUGAUGAGGUGACGGAUACGCUUAGUGUCUGGUUCGUGCGUGUCGAUGAUCCCAGGAGGGCCGAUUACCUCUUUCACGACGUCGAGUUCUUGCCUCGCGAGGAAGAUGAUGACGCCGGUGAUGGUGCUGGUGCGUUUGAUUCGGCGGGCGUGCAUGUGGGCGCGAAGGCGAGGGGCGUCAAGGCGAAGGCGGGUCAUCUGUGCGGCGGGGAUUACUAUUCCGUUGAGUAUGAAUUUGGGUUCAAGGCCGUGAAUCUGGAGAGGUGGACAACUGGGUAUCAGGUCAAGGGGCCGAAGAAGGAUUAUACGCUGCAUGCUGUCUACACGAGGGAUUGA
This is a messenger RNA of Scedosporium apiospermum, 2343 nucleotides long. RefSeq lists its product as uncharacterized. The coding region runs from base 1 to 2343 and encodes 780 amino acids. NCBI's taxonomy places the organism in Eukaryota, Fungi, Ascomycota, Sordariomycetes, Microascales, Microascaceae. The transcript has 3 exons. The record is from RefSeq and is a predicted model, not a curated record.